Molecule: messenger RNA, 1518 nt
Organism: Theileria equi strain WA
Lineage: Eukaryota; Apicomplexa; Aconoidasida; Piroplasmida; Theileriidae
Product: zinc finger protein DHHC domain-containing protein
Exons: 1
Coding region: 1-1518 (505 amino acids)
Biological process (GO): peptidyl-L-cysteine S-palmitoylation; protein targeting to membrane
Cellular component (GO): endoplasmic reticulum; Golgi apparatus
Molecular function (GO): protein-cysteine S-palmitoyltransferase activity
Source: RefSeq, a predicted model, not a curated record
AUGAGUGAUAGUGUGGAAUCCAUCACUGAGAAAGACACACUAGGGAACAAAUGUCUAUGUUUCAAAACCCAGAUUGGACUUAAAAGGAACUUAUGGUCACACAUUUCAAGUAUAGCAUUACUACUAUUUCCAUAUCUACUUUUCGGAACUACUACACUGCCAUGGCUAGGAAAUUUUUAUGGUUGGACUAUUCCGGUAGUUGUCGUGUUUUUGUUCUGCAUGUCACUCAUUUUGUUCUUUCUAGCAUCAUAUACUAAUCCUGGAAUCCUACUACGUCACCAUGACCCGUACAAUUUAUAUGAUCAUAUAAAGGGUGGUAAGCGUAGUAGCAGAAUUUUGCCGCAAAUUGAGGUUGUCAUCCAUGGGAAGUUUCUUCGAAUAAAGUAUUGCUACACAUGUAACAUGUAUAGAUCACCAAGAAGUAUUCAUUGUAGUGUAUGCGAUGUUUGUGUCAAUAAAUUUGAUCACCACUGCAAAUGGUUGGGAAACUGCAUUGGAUCAAACAACUAUUUGACUUUCAUCUCGUUUAUUGUUAUUACUUUUGUUAUUACAGCAAUGAUGGUGUGCUUCUCCAUAAUCAGAAUUGUGGCUCUUAGCUCAGAGGGUGGAUUAAGUGGUAUACUAGAAUGCGGUUUUCUCCUACUCUACAUCCUCACCACUGGGUGGUUUAUUGUGGGCUUAAUGCUCUAUCACCUAUAUCUUAUUUGUACAAAUCAAACAACCAAUGAGCAAUUGAAAUCUACGUAUGCCAACUAUAAUCCUUGGAAUAGAGGAACAAGGCAAAACAUUUGUGAUACCUUCUUUUCCAAAGUGAACAUAAAAACUAUAUACAGAUACGCACCAAAAGGGAAUCAAAUUUAUAAUCCAGGUGCUAAUAUGUAUUAUUUUGAAACAGAUUCUUCUCUCGAGAAAAAACUGAAGGGUAUUAUAGAAAUAUAUAGUAUGUACAAUAUAGAUCCUCCAACAUAUGAGGAAAACGCAAAUAGCUUCGCAUCGCAGAGUAACGAUUCAAAUAAUAUUUCAAAUGCAAGUGAAGAUAGUCAUUACGAUAGGUUAAGUAUAACACAUACUAGUAUUGGAACUAAUUUUCCAGGAAACAAUACAAAAGAUAUCUAUGGCUUUCAAAAAUACGAGGAACCAAAUAUGAUAGAAUCUAUACCUAACAUAAAGGAGCCCCUUGAAUUCUCUGGAGAUAGUAAAUCAAAUAAAAACUUACCUUUCAAGGAUGAAGCAUUAAAUACCUCGAACAAUCAUGAACGAAGAAAUGUUGUUUUACCGGGUGAUAGACAUGACUACGUUAGUGGCGCCAUUAAUCGGCAAGGAAAAGUUAGAAAAACGAUUCCAGACAUACAAAAGGAAAGUGUUAAUAACAAAACUGCAACAGUUUAUACCACUGUAAAUGCAUUUCAGACCUCCGAAAGAGGGAUACAUGUAGACAGCGCCCUGAAUGAUCCACCUGAAUACAAACCAGACGAGCACCAAAGGAAACAAGGAUUCUGCUGUAAUCUAAGAAUGUAA